AUGUGGCUGACGUUCACAGCAGAGCUGGGAUCACUUACUGGAAAGCACAUUCUUGUUUACUGGCACUUUUGCUUACAGGCAGGUGAGGCUGGCGCCAGCAUUAUUCGAGUGUCAAAAGAAGCCCGGAAGAGGUUCUUGGGCCCGCUCCACCCAUCUUUCAAUUUGGUGAAGACCAUUCGGAUCUGCCUGUCCAAGACUGUGCCAGAGAAUGGGCAUGAGGUUGCAGCAGGACGUUUGGGUAUUUCCCUGACACGGGUCUCUGAUGGAGAAAACGUGAUACUGUCAGACUUCAAUUCCAAGGAGGAGCUGAUCCAGGCCUGUGUCUGCAGCACCUUUAUCCCUGUCUACUGUGGGCUGAUACCUCCAACCUUGCGUGGAGUGAGAUACGUUGAUGGAGGGAUUUCUGACAACUUGCCACGAUAUGAGCUGAAGAACACAAUCACGGUGUCUCCAUUCUCAGGAGAGAGUGACAUCUGUCCACGGGACAGUUCCACAAACAUGCAUGAGCUGAGAGUCACCAACACAAGCAUCCAGUUCAAUCUUCGCAACCUCUACCGCCUCUCAAAGGCCCUGUUUCCUCCGGAGCCACAGGUGCUGCGGGAUAUGUGCAAGCAGGGCUAUCGGGAUGCACUGCACUUCCUGAAGAAAAAUGGUCUUCUUCAUCGUCCCAGUCCUGCCCGUCCUCUCCUUGCCAUAGAAGCCCCCCCAGAAGAGAAGAAAGAGGAAGAAACAGAAGCUGAGGACCAACUAGAGGAUAACACUGCCCUUGCUGUUGUUGAAGAGCAUAUCUUUGAACACUUGCCUCCCAGACUGAACCAAGCUCUUCUGGAGGCUUGUGCUGAAAGAAGAAGCCUCUUGACUGGUAUCACCAACAUGCUGCCUAUACGUGUGGCCACGGCAAUGAUGGUCCCCUAUAUGCUGCCUCUGGAGUCCGCAGUUUCCUUCACUGUCAGGUUGCUGGAAUGGCUCCCAGAUAUCCCUGAGGAUAUUAGAUGGAUGAGAGAGCAGAUGACUGAAAUCUGCAACUAUCUUUUGAAGAAAGCCAAGAAGAAACUGGGCAGCCAUCUUUCAGCCAGGCUUUACUAUCACCUUGAGCUUGGAGGGCCCCAGAGCCUGCCGGUUUCUUCCACACCAGCUUGUGGUGAAGCACUGCCUAUGUGGAUGAGAAGCAACCGUUCCCUGUCUGAUGUCAUGAUGAAGUGGGAGGAGUACCAGCGCCAGCUCAUGCUGGGCUUACUCUGCAUCAAUGUGGACAUGCAGGCCUCCCUCUUCCCUCGGGAAGGGUUUCAGAUAAAGUUUCCACCUCUAGACUGUGCAAAAGAGUGCCUGCCACUCUUCUGAGCCUGCUGCUGUGAGAGGAUGAGGGUGGGUGGGAAGGAGAGUGGAUGUAGGGUGGGACCAGUCUCAUCCCUCAGCAGCAGGACUGCCCUGUGCUCAUGAAUAUGCUGCAAAGGAGAUUUCCCCGGGAUGGAGACUGGUGGAAUUGACUGUAGCCAUUUGUUGCCCGCUGGGCCAGGCAAGGGGUCUCUGUGUUCAAAGGCACACGAGCUCCAGACUUGUGUUGAGGCCUGGCCAUUGCCCGUGGCCAGGCUGAUGCUGACCCAGCUGGGCUCUCCCAAAUAAUGCACUUUGAAUUGCCGUUGGCUUUUUACCGCCAAAUAAUCAGGACGUAGAUGACGCUCUCAAGUUCAUACAGCUUUUAGCUUCCUUUGGUUUUUUAGAGCACGAGUCUUGUUUUUUCUUAAAGCAUCUGACAUCUCUUAGCUCUUUGUGCUACUGAAAGAUGAAGUAGCCUCUUGCCAAACCGAUUUUUCUCAUGUCUUCCAAAUCUCCUCUUGACUUUCUUUGCUGAAGCCAUGUUCUUUCCUCUGUCCCUUAACUGCAUCCCCACUGGAAGCCAGAGCUGGCCCUGCUGCAGACUGCACUGGGACUGCAGAAAUGUAGAAAAGUUAUGUAUUUACCCUGAUUCAUGUUGUCAUGGUGUCCUGGUUUCUCCCCCUUUUUGAUUUUUGUCCUCAUAGAACUUCUGCAGCUUGAGUGUUAAGUAAGUCAUUGAGCUUAUUUUAAAGAAGUAAUUUAGACAGGUUGUUUUUUGUCAGGGAAACGGUGAAUUUGAGGCCCCAUUCCUGUCACUGUAAAUGGAAUUAAUGUGGGGUUGCCCUGGAAGAGCUCAGCUUACAGCUGAAGCAAGUGUUUGUAGGAAGGUGAGAUUGUGCAGGGCAUGUUAUUUUUGAGAGGCUUGUGGUGGAGUGUCACAGCAAGUGCUGGGGAAGUGGCUGCCUCUGACCAGGGGUUGGGCUUUGCCCCUUAAGGGACCAUACAACUGAAGGAAAUUCCAAGUGGGCAAUACAGAAGGGGUCUCCUGCCAAACUGGGUUUGGCUUUAUCUUUUGCUCCAAGAGUUUGGACAUUGAGGCUUUGGAGUGAGAAGGAGGUAGGCUUGUAGCUAUACCAGCUUCAUGGCUUGCCUGUCUCACGUUGUGGCUUGCAUGUACAGCUCUGCAGCUGGCAAUAGCAGGAAGAUGAGAAAUGGAAGUGAAGUUAGGGGAGUGGUGGUGCACACACAGCCUGCUUGGAACUGGCUACAUUUCUCUUGUCCCUUAAAAGACCAGAGCUAGUUGGUCUGCAGCAGGGCAGGACUCUGCCUGGUAAGGUAUUGCCUUCUCAAUGGGUGUCUGGUUGCGACUUUCUGUGCAGAAGCAUGAACUCUGUUCUUCACAGGGUGAGACACGGCUUCCUGUGGGGAUUGCAUGUACUUAAGCUUAAGUCCUUGCACUAUGACACAAAACCAGCUCCUGGUAUCUUUUUCUGCAGCAUGCCUAGCUGCAUGAGGCGUCUUCUACCUCUCCUAGCACAAACAGUAUGCAACUGGCCAAAGCAAACAUACGCUCUCUUUGCUGGGGAGCAGGACAGGGUAUCUGAAGCUGAUUACAUAGCCUAUAGGAGGAAUAGUGAUUUAUAACAGACUCUCUUUCGCACCUUUGAUUUAGAAAGGGAAAAUAACCCCAGAAGUUCUACUAAUAGCAGGAGAAAGUAGUGAAUCUGCUCGAUCGCAUCUGCAUGAGCAGCGUGGGUGAGGUGGUGGGUGCUGUUUCCUACCAGCACAAUUGUGCACUGGGCGUGAGUUUGAGUGUUUGCGGUGGAGACUGUGAUAAGCAUCAGGACUUUUCUGCAGUGGCCAUUGCAAGCUGUGAGGCAAUGUACUGGGCAGCUGUGGUGCUAACCGACUGUCUGGGAGACGCCCGUGCAAAUAAGGACUUGUGACUUAAGAGUAUCACCCCGCUGCCCUUCCUGGAUGUAGCCUACCUAUGUAACACAAGGGCCUGCAUAGCUUAUGAAGCAGGCCUGCGCUUACCCAGUCAGGUUUAGUCUUAAGGUUCACAUAGUUAAUGCAAUUAGGUAACAGGGAAGUUGCUAUGGGAAG
This is a messenger RNA of Egretta garzetta (little egret), 3423 nucleotides long. It is a transcript of the gene PNPLA2, whose product is annotated as patatin like phospholipase domain containing 2. Gene Ontology annotation, cellular component: membrane; cytoplasm; lipid droplet. Bases 1 to 1341 code for a protein of 446 amino acids. The transcript has 9 exons. NCBI's taxonomy places the organism in Eukaryota, Metazoa, Chordata, Aves, Pelecaniformes, Ardeidae. Gene Ontology annotation, molecular function: triacylglycerol lipase activity. Gene Ontology annotation, biological process: lipid homeostasis; triglyceride catabolic process. The record is from RefSeq and is a predicted model, not a curated record.